AUUCUCCGCCGAAGUUGGCGCCAGCGCCCGCAGCCGCAUUGGAUCCCAGCGCCUACUGCGAGACUCCGGUGUACAACCCGGAUCUCUGCCCCAACAUGAUCGCGGCGCAGGCCAAGCUGGUCUACCACCUCAACAAGUACUACAACGAGAAGUGCCAGGCGCGCAAGGCGGCCAUCGCCAAGACCAUCCGCGAGGUCUGCAAGGUCGUCUCCGACGUGCUCAAGGAGGUGGAGGUGCAGGAGCCGCGCUUCAUCAGCUCGCUCAACGAGAUGGACAACCGCUACGAGGGCCUCGAGGUCGUCUCGCCCACCGAGUUCGAGGUGGUGCUCUACCUCAACCAGAUGGGCGUCUUCAACUUCGUGGACGACGGCUCGCUGCCCGGCUGCGCCGUGCUCAAGCUGAGCGACGGGCGCAAGCGGAGCAUGUCCCUCUGGGUGGAGUUCAUCACCGCCUCGGGCUACCUCUCGGCGCGCAAGAUCCGCUCCCGCUUCCAGACGCUGGUGGCGCAGGCCGUGGACAAGUGCAGCUACCGGGACGUGGUGAAGAUGGUGGCCGACACCAGCGAAGUGAAACUGCGGAUCCGAGACCGGUACGUGGUGCAGAUCACGCCGGCGUUCAAGUGCACGGGCAUCUGGCCCCGGAGCGCCGCGCACUGGCCGCUGCCCCACAUCCCCUGGCCGGGCCCCAACCGGGUGGCCGAGGUCAAGGCGGAGGGCUUCAACCUCCUGUCCAAGGAGUGCCACUCCCUGGCCGGCAAGCAGAGCUCGGCCGAGAGCGACGCCUGGGUGCUGCAGUUCGCGGAGGCGGAGAACAGGCUGCAGAUGGGGGGCUGCCGGAAGAAAUGCCUUUCCAUCCUCAAAACCCUGCGGGACCGCCACCUAGAGCUGCCCGGCCAGCCCCUGAACAACUACCACAUGAAGACGCUGGUCUCCUACGAGUGCGAGAAGCAUCCCCGGGAGUCGGACUGGGACGAGUCCUGCCUGGGGGACCGGCUGAACGGGAUUUUGCUGCAGCUCAUCUCCUGCCUGCAGUGCCGGAGGUGCCCCCACUACUUCCUACCCAACCUAGAUCUGUUCCAGGGCAAACCUCACUCGGCCCUGGAGAACGCUGCCAAGCAAACGUGGCGCCUGGCGCGGGAGAUCCUGACCAACCCAAAAAGUUUGGAGAAACUUUAGACGGGG
Sorex fumeus (smoky shrew) is the source of this 1181-nucleotide messenger RNA. It is a transcript of the gene MAB21L1, whose product is annotated as mab-21 like 1. The record is from RefSeq and is a predicted model, not a curated record. The transcript has a single exon. The coding region runs from base 96 to 1175 and encodes 359 amino acids. Lineage: Eukaryota; Metazoa; Chordata; Mammalia; Eulipotyphla; Soricidae.